Messenger RNA from Neurospora hispaniola, 2535 nucleotides. Its product is annotated as SPX domain-containing protein. Gene Ontology annotation, biological process: transmembrane transport; phosphate ion transport; polyphosphate metabolic process. The record is from RefSeq and is a predicted model, not a curated record. Lineage: Eukaryota; Fungi; Ascomycota; Sordariomycetes; Sordariales; Sordariaceae. Gene Ontology annotation, molecular function: phosphate transmembrane transporter activity. Bases 1 to 2535 code for a protein of 844 amino acids. The transcript is spliced from 3 exons. Gene Ontology annotation, cellular component: membrane.
AUGAAGUUUUCUCAUAGUAUCCAGUUCAAUGCGGUGCCGGACUGGAGCACACAUUACAUCGCAUACAGCAACCUCAAGAAGCUCAUCUACCAGCUCGAAAAGGUCAUCCACCUGGCAUCCGGCGGUGAUGGCGAGUCGCGCCCGCUGAUUCAACAUGAAGACCCCGAAAUCGUCUUCGUUCGAGCCCUGGAUGUCGAGCUGGAAAAGGUCUUGUCCUUCUAUACUGUCAAGGAGAGGGAGCUGUUUGAGGAGGUACAGAACCUCUUGCGCGACGUCGACGCAUUCGAUGAGCAGUCUGGUGACACCGACCAAGAGCGCCAACUUCGUCCCCCUACCCGUGGCAGCGAACAACAGAGACCUUUGCGAGCCCGGAGCGAAAGUCUGCCGAGCCGGGCCUCGACUGACGACGGUUCCAACAGCGACCAGAGCGACAAUGAGAACACCGGCCUGAACACACGGGGGAAACAGAGGCGGUUGAGCACGGGGAGGCGAAAAUCUAGCACCGUUAUCCCUGGACACAUGAUGUCCUCCAUUGGCGACAUGACAGCCUCUACAGAAAUGACGAGGUCUCGCAGGUUCAGCACUACCUUCGACGACGACUAUGCCGAGCAGGCUGUCUUGUUCUCCUCGGGCAUCAUGCUCAAGAAGAGGAUCAUCAACCUCUACGUCCAGCUGUGCGAGCUCAAGUCGUACAUCCAGCUGAACAGGACGGGCUUUAGCAAGGUCCUGAAAAAGUUCGACAAGAUCGUUGACAGACAGUUGCGUUCCAAGUACAUGGACACCUUCGUUGAUACCGCAUACGCCUUUCGUCCAGAGACCACCAAGACCUUGGAAGAACAGAUUCACCUGAUGGUCCACGCAUACAUGGACAUCGUUACUCAGGGUGACGAGGCGGCGGCCACGCGUGAUUUGCGAUCGCACCUUCGAGAGCACGUCGUCUGGGAACGAAACACGGUCUGGAGAGAGCUUAUCGGUAUGGAGCGGCGAGCUGAAGCCGCAAGUCUGGGACAUACUCUUCUAGCGCGAGAUACCGACCCAACCAGCCACCGUCUCCAGGGCGACGACGAGCUGGUGUUGCCGACCAAGGAAAUCGCAACACCGCUUGGUCGCUUCAGAUUGCCUGCUUGGCUAGUCAGCUCAACUCUGAUGACUCUCAUCAUCAUCUUUGCCAUCUUCUUCGCCCUGCUCUUCAUGCCCAUCAUGAAGAAGCCCGAGCAGCAAAAUUGCCUGGCAUUGCUGGUAUUUGUCAGUUUGCUCUGGGCUACCGAGGCCAUUCCCCUUUUCGUCACCUCGCUCAUCAUACCUUUCCUCUGCGUUGUUCUUCGAGUCUUCCGCGAUGCCGACAAGCCCCAUCACAGACUGGGUGCCAAGGCGACUACGGAUGCUGUCUUCUCGGCCAUGUGGACGCCUGUCAUUAUGCUCCUGCUUGGUGGCUUCACUCUCGCAGCGGCUCUCUCCAAGUGCGGUAUCGACAAGCGCAUAGCGACUUUUGUUCUCAGCAAGGCAGGAACACAACCUAGGACGGUCCUCAUUGCCAACAUGGCUGUGGCCGCAUUCGCCAGUAUGCUGAUCAGCAACGUCGCCGCUCCUGUCCUCUGCUUUGGCAUCAUCGAGCCCAUGCUUCGCAACCUCCCAGCUGGUUCCAACAUGUCCAAAGCCGUCAUCAUGGGCAUUGCCCUCGCCUCCAACGUAGGCGGCAUGCUCUCACCCAUUGCCUCCCCGCAAAACAUUGUCGCUAUUGGCUUGAUGGAGCCUCCUCCUACUUGGGGAGAAUGGUUCUUCAUCGUCAUCCCCGUUGGCGUCAUCUCCCUGCUUCUCAUCUGGGUCCUCCUGCUCCUCACCUUCCAGCCGGGCAAGGGUACCUCCAUUGUGCCCAUCCGCCCCGUCAAGGACCGCUUCACGGGCGUGCAGUGGUUCGUCACCCUUGUGACCGUCGCCACCAUCGGCCUGUGGUGCGCCUCUCACCAGCUCGAAGCCGAGUUUGGACAUAUGGGCGUCAUUGCCAUUAUUCCCAUUGUCUUAUUCUUCGGCGUCGGCAUCCUCACCAAGGCAGAUUUUAACAACUUCCCCUGGACCAUCAUCAUCCUGGCAGCUGGUGGACUGGCACUCGGCAAGGCGGUUAACUCGUCUGGCCUGCUGCACACUGUCACCAGGCUGAUCACCGAGGAUGUCCAGGAUUUCAGCCUCUACGGUGUCCUGAUUGUCUUCUCGAGCUUGAUUCUGGUGAUUGCCACGUUCAUCAGCCACACUGUUGCGGCGCUGAUCAUUUUGCCGCUGGUGUACGAUGUCGGGAAGGGGUUAGACGAGCCGCACCCGAACUUGUUGGUCAUGGCGGGUGUAUUGAUGUGCAGUGCUGCUAUGGCGCUACCUACUUCAGGAUUCCCUAACAUGACCGCUAUCAUGAAGGAAGACCCAGCUGGCCAGCGAUACCUGCAAGUCAAGCACUUUAUUAGCCGUGGUGUGCCCAGCAGUUUGCUGACCCUGUUGGUGACCGUCACGGUUGGUUAUGCUGCUAUGAGGGUUGUUGGUAUGUAA